Molecule: messenger RNA, 776 nt
Organism: Leptosomus discolor (cuckoo roller)
Lineage: Eukaryota; Metazoa; Chordata; Aves; Leptosomiformes; Leptosomidae
Source: RefSeq, a predicted model, not a curated record
UAAAGCCCAAUCGACCAGAAAAUGUGACCUUCUUCUGGAAAGAGGACACUGUUACUGUAAGCUGUAAUAAACCAGAGAGAGCUGUGAAGUGUUUGAAACUUGAGCUUCAAUUCAAAAGCAAGUUUGACGAAGAGUGGCAAUCCAGAACUUCUAAGUGUUGCAGUGUUGGAGAGCAAGGCUUUGAUCCAAGGAAAUGCUAUUCUUUCCGGGUCAGACUGAAGAGGCUAGUACCCUACUGCAACGUAGUUAAUUACAACAGUGACUGGGAAGCAGAAACAUUUUGGAUGAAUGGCACAUUAUUAGAUUCAUGUGAUGAUGGUAUAAAAUCUCAGUCAAACACAGUAAUUGUUUUAAGUUGUUUGCUGGCGGUACUUCUAAUGAUCCUUAUCCUCUUGAUUCUUCUGUGUAAAUGGCAGAGACUUCAGAAGUCAGUUAUGCCUGCUGUACCAGAUCCAAAAUAUGUAUUUGCUGAUCUCUUCAGUGAUCAUAAUGGAAACUUCCAGGAAUGGAUAGACAAAACUGAUCAUGCAGUGGUGCAAACCAAGCUAGACUAUGAAGAGCCAGAGUGCCUAAUUGAGGCAGAAAGCCAGCAAGAAGAUGAGAAGAACAGUGACAAACAGGGGCCUCGGGAAAAAAUCUUCUCUUUUUCAGGAGCAGCUGAAAAUAAUGACCCCAAAGCAGCUCAGAUUGCCUGCCUGAUGCCAACAUCCAACACUAUAGCUUCUUUUCCUGGUUUCCAGAUUUUAAUGAAUGAUGACAUGUAUGUGAUGUUAUAA